Molecule: messenger RNA, 6715 nt
Organism: Lepus europaeus (European hare)
Lineage: Eukaryota; Metazoa; Chordata; Mammalia; Lagomorpha; Leporidae
Product: F-actin-monooxygenase MICAL2
Exons: 21
Coding region: 266-3262 (998 amino acids)
Molecular function (GO): FAD binding; protein binding
Source: RefSeq, a predicted model, not a curated record
CUGCGCGGGGCCGCCUCUCUAGCUCCCAGCUCCGCAGGCGGCCCGCGGGCUCCGACAGCUGCGCCCACAGCCGGAGGCGGAGGCAGCCGCUGACCCCAGGCCCGGCGGCCCGCGCGACCUUCGGAACAUGGCAACCUGGGCGGCUUGUCCUGGAAGAAGACGUUAGCUGAUGUGAGGCCUGAGAAAGCGGCGUGUCAUUUCUGCGGGUACUUCAUGGUGUUCUCCUCUGCCCUGUGCACCUGCUGCUCCGCGCGACUCCUGAACCAUGGGAGAAAACGAGGACGAGAAGCAGGCCCAGGCAGGCCAGGUUUUCGAGAACUUCGUCCAGGCUUCCACGUGCAAAGGUACCCUGCAGGCCUUCAACAUCCUCACCCGUCAGCUGGACCUAGACCCUCUGGACCACAGAAACUUCUACUCCAAGCUCAAGUCCAAGGUGACCACAUGGAAGGCCAAAGCCCUGUGGUACAAAUUGGACAAGCGUGGCUCCCACAAGGAGUAUAAGCGGGGGAAGUCGUGCAUGAACACCAAGUGUCUCAUCAUUGGGGGAGGGCCGUGCGGCUUGCGCACUGCCAUUGAACUUGCCUUCCUGGGAGCCAAAGUGGUUGUGGUGGAAAAGAGGGACACCUUCUCCCGGAACAACGUGCUGCACCUCUGGCCGUUCACCAUCCACGACCUGCGAGGCCUGGGAGCCAAGAAGUUCUACGGGAAGUUCUGUGCUGGCUCCAUCGACCACAUCAGUAUUCGUCAGCUGCAGCUCAUCCUGUUUAAGGUGGCGCUGAUGUUGGGCGUGGAAAUCCAUGUGAACGUGGAGUUCGUGAAAGUUCUGGAGCCUCCUGAAGAUCAGGAAAACCAAAAAAUCGGCUGGCGGGCAGAAUUCCUCCCCGCCGACCACGCCCUGUCGGACUUCGAGUUUGAUGUCAUCAUUGGUGCUGAUGGCCGCAGGAACACCCUGGAAGGAUUCAGAAGGAAAGAAUUCCGUGGGAAGCUGGCCAUCGCGAUCACCGCCAACUUCAUCAACAGAAACAGCACGGCGGAGGCCAAGGUGGAGGAGAUCAGUGGCGUGGCUUUCAUCUUCAACCAGAAGUUUUUUCAGGACCUUAAAGAAGAAACAGGGAUCGAUCUUGAGAACAUUGUUUACUACAAGGACUGCACCCACUACUUCGUCAUGACCGCCAAAAAGCAGAGCCUGAUCGACAAAGGGGUCAUCAUUAAGGACUGCCUGGACACAGAGAUGCUGCUGUGUGCGGAGAACGUGAACCAGGACAACCUGCUGUCCUAUGCCCGGGAAGCCGCGGACUUCGCCACCAACUACCAGCUGCCGUCCUUAGACUUCGCCAUGAACCACUACGGGCAGCCUGACGUGGCCAUGUUCGACUUCACCUCCAUGUACGCUUCGGAGAACGCGGCCCUGGUGCGCGAGCGCCAGGCACACCGGCUCCUCGUGGCCCUCGUGGGCGACAGCUUGCUUGAGCCAUUCUGGCCCAUGGGCACCGGCUGUGCUCGCGGCUUCUUGGCGGCCUUUGACACAGCGUGGAUGGUGAAGGGCUGGGACCAGGGUACCCCACCCCUGGAGCUGCUGGCUGAGAGAGAAAGUCUAUACCGGCUGCUACCUCAAACCACCCCAGAGAACAUCAACAAGAACUUCGAGCAGUACACCUUGGACCCAGGGACGCGUUACCCAAACCUCAACUCGAACUGUGUCAGGCCCCAUCAGGUGAAGCAUUUGUACAUCACUAAGGAGCUGGACCGCUACCCUCUUGAGAGACUGGGCUCAGUGCGGAGAACUGUGGGCCUCUCCAGGCGGGAGUCAGACAUCCGGCCCAGCAAGCUCUUAACCUGGUGCCAGCAGCAGACCGAGGGCUACCAGCACGUCAAUGUCACCGACCUGACCACAUCCUGGCGCAGCGGCCUGGCGCUGUGUGCCAUCAUCCACCGCUUCCGGCCGGAGCUGAUCAAUUUCGACUCCUUGAACGAAGACGACGCAGUGGAGAACAACCAGCUGGCAUUUGAUGUGGCCGAGCGCGAGUUUGGGUUCCCUCCGGUGACCACGGGCAAGGAGAUGGCCUCGGCCCAAGUGCCCGACAAGCUCAGCAUGGUCAUGUACCUCUCCAAGUUCUACGAGCUCUUCCGGGGCGCCCCACUGAGGCCCGUGGAUUCUUGGCGCAAAAACUACGGAGAGAAUGCCGACUUCAGCUUGGCCAAGUCCUCCAUUCCUAAUAACUAUCUCAACCUCACGCUUCCAAGGAAGCGGACGCCGCGGGUGGAUGGCCAACCUGAAGAGAACGACAUGAACAAACGCAGGCGGAAAGGUGUCAACAACCUGGACGAGCCACCAGCCUUUUCCAGCCGGAGCCUGGGCUCCAGUCAGGAGUGUGGCAGCGGUAAGGAAGGCGGCAGUCAGAACAAAGUCAAGUCCAUGGCAAAUCAGCUGCUGGCCAAGUUUGAGGAGAGCACUCGGAACCCCUCGCUCCUGAAGCAGCUGACGGUAGGGAAAGUGUCCAGCGGAAUAGGGGCUGCCGCCGAAGUCCUGGUCAAUCUGUACUUGAACGAUCACAGACCCAAGGCGCAGGCCAGCUCUCCAGACCUGGAGUCUAUGAGGAAGGCGUUUCCCCUGAGCGUGGGCGGCAGUGACACCUGCUACUUCUGUAAGAAGCGCGUGUACGUGAUGGAGCGGCUGAGCGCCGAGGGCCACUUCUUCCACCGCGAGUGCUUCCGCUGCAGCGUCUGCGACACCACCUUGCGCGUGGCCACUUACGCCUUCGACUGUGACGAAGGCAAGUUUUACUGCAAGCCCCACUUCAUUCAUUGUAAAACCAACAGCAAGCAACGGAAGAGACGGGCCGAGCUGAAGCAACAGAGGGAGGAGGAGGGCACGUGGCAAGAGCAGGACACCCCUCAGCGAGACACGCCCACCGAAAGUUCUUGUGCAGCGGCCGCCAUCGGCACUCCAGAAGGCAGCCCCCCAGGUAUCUCCACCUCCUUCUUUUGGAGGGCGCUGGCCUGGCCCCUCAGGCUGCCAGGGGCCCUGCUCGACAUCCCCCGGGGCCUGCUUAACUGGAUUCGGGGACUCCUGCGCGCCGUUGGCCUCCAUGUCAGGGACAAUGCUCACAACUACUGCUACACGUACGAGCUCCUGAGCCUGGGGCUGCCACUCCUUUGGGCGUUCUCCGAGGUGCUGGCCACCAUGUACAGAGAGUCCGAGGAGUCCCUGGAGAGCCUCCGAAGCUGGGUGCUCAGGUGCAUCCCGGCCAAGCUCCAUUGACCCACCCGGCUGCCCGGAGUAUAGAUGGCAGCACGGGUGCCCCGUGCCGUGGCUGUGGCUGGGAAGCCUAGAGUUUGUCCUUCACCUGUUUAGCUCAAAGCCAAAGAGUUUCACACUGGCCGCCUCUGCCUGGCCUCGUUAGGGGGAACACCCGCUCUCGGUGCUAGGCCAGGGACGACAUGAAGGAUGUUUUUUAUAGCUUUUUACAUUUUUUGUACCAAAGCGAGCCAUAUUUCUGGGUUUACAUUUCAAUUUUUUAACUUUUAAUAAGCCAAGAGGGCUUUUUUUUUUUUUUUUCUCUAUGAGUAUCAAUUUGGCUAGACAUGGGUUUGAAGUUCAUUACCGGUUUUUCAAGUCACUUCAGCAGUGCAGUGCGUUCGAGUGGCCACUGCCUGCAAAGUGAUCGAUCUGGGCUUCGACAGACACAGUCGUGUGCCACCUCCUGAACGGUGCCUUUCCGUCUACGUGCCUGGGUGUCACCUGACUAUAGGAGCCAGUUGUUUGCAGUGUGAAAGCGGUAUCCUUCGGCAAGAAAAGAACACAAGGCAGAACAGAAUUAAACCUACAAAAGCACACGGCAGGGUGUGGUUGUCCCUUGUCUGUCCUCCUUUUGUUUUGAAGUCAAAUAGUCGCUCAGAGGUUUUUCCCUGCAAGCAAUGGGAAAACCCUGGGAUUCAACCACACUGCUACCGGCACGCCUUUUCCCUGCCCCACCGUGGGCACUGUGCUGAGAGCCCCUGGGCCCCAACCAUGGAGCACUCCCCGGGGGCAUUUUAGCCCUGGGGCUCCCCGCCUGGCCCUGCAGCCCAGCUGCAGGCUGAACCGAGGUCAUUCAGGGUCCGUCACAGCCAGGCUGAGUGGAGUGGAAGAUGCUGCCCUCUCCCAUGGUGCCCUCUGAGCCUGCGGGUGUGGUUCGCACCCCAGGCUGCUGCGAGGCAGCAUAGCUUACAGAUGUAGUCCACUCAGCUGCUGUGCGUACUGGAUCCAAGCAGGCAGAAGCCAUUUUCACACUGCCUGGGCAAAGGAACGUGACUGACCUCCGGAGAGAGGCUCUGCCGUACCCUGAGCGGCAGGGAUGGCUGGGCAUGCGAGCUUCUGGUUGGCUGAUUCAAGAGCAAUUGCGCUAUUAAGGGCAAAACUGAGCCCCGGUCCCACCAGCGGUCUUUGCUGUGGGUAUCCGCACGAGUCCUCAGCUCUCCCCACUCCACUCUGCCGGGUCGUGCACAGCUGCAGGGUCCGUUGAGCAAUCGAGAGGCUGAUAGAGGAAGGCCUCCAAGGGGGCUCCCCAUGUCCAUACUUGCAGGGCCCAAGAUAGCACCAUGUGGUUGUUAUCAUAGAGAAUCCUCUAGAUUAACAAGGCGGGCAAGCCCGGCAUGUGUGCAGAGCCAGAGCUCCUGGGGAGAAAGGGCUGGGGAGGCUGUGUGUCCACGCACACGUCCUGCAAGUCCUCAGGAAGAACGGGCAUGGCCUUGGCCGAGCCCGUGGGAACCAGAGCCUCUGUUCUUGUUGGAACUGCACUCAGUCCAGUGACUUGCCCUGUGCCCUGUGUUGUCCCGGGUUUUUGCUAGGAUUUUAAUGUCCAAUGUGUCGGGAGGAGCCCUUGAUAGCUUUUAUGUUUCAUGAUAAGAAAGUAUACUUUUGAGGGCGUGACAUGAACAGCCAUGUGGUUGAGACUAUCAUCCGCUCAGGGUGGGCUGAGAUGUUUUCUGGAAUGUUCCAUGCAGCCUAAGUGGAAUCUUUUAAGAAUGUAUUCAAAGGCCCCAGGGAGACUGGUUUGCAUUACUCUGGCAGACAGGGUGUGCCGGUCACAAGACUGAGACGUCUGUAUGUUCUGAGAACUGGAACCUCCCUGGUGGGCAGACCCAACACGGGGUGGGUCCUGAGGGGAGACCCUCGAAGCCUGCACCAUGUAUUGGAGAAUGCACAUGAGACCCUAGAAUAAAACGGGGCCGGAGGGGCUAUGGAGGGCCGGGUGUUCUGAAGGCGUCUCUGGCUCCCCAUGGAGGAGGGUUGGCGACAUGCCAGCCACACGUCGAUCAGUAGCUGGGCCGCCGCGGGAAAUGUGACUUCUCUGGGGGGCGUGUCUUCUGUUUUAACAGUUGCCUUAUUUGCACUUGCACUGCCUUCUCAGAUUGUCACUUGUUUUCUUCCUUCCCGCCUGCACUGAAUUCUCUUUUCUGUCUUUCUCUCUCCUUCCAACCUUACACUGUGGCCGUCAGUUCGUUUCAGCCUCCCAGUGCUCCACCCACUUCUUGGCUGACCCACUUCCGCUCUGAGGUGACUGGUUUUCUUGCCGAUUUUCAGAGAGUGGUACUAACCCCUAACCCGCUGCCUGCACCUGUUCUCCCCGCCACCGGUGGUACUGGUUGCACUAACUGUGAGUGUCUUGCAUACUAACGGACUCAUUCAGUGGCAUGGUUGGGUAACAGCGUGGGGUAGUGUCCAGCCCAAACACCCGUAUCCUGGUUCCACUGCCCUGCAGCCAGCAGCCCGGUCCUCGCCAAGUGCAUGCCCUGCCUCUCCUCUGUUCCCUGGGCCAGUCUCCGUGCCUGUUUCCCCACCUGUGCCUGCACAGCCUCGUACCUCAUUGGGGGGGUUAACCCUGAUUGUGAGACAGAACCGCAUAGGGAGGUCUUCUUCUCCUUAGAAAUGAUGCUUUGGUCUAGCAGCCACCAAAAAAGCUCGUGCGUACCUGCCUCUUCUCCCUCUGCCUUUGAGAUAAAUACACAUCAAAGCCGUGGGUGACUCUUCUAGGAGGGGUUUGACCCACAUUCCGUGUUCUCAGGAUGGAAUCACGGUGAUUCUAGCAAAUCCUUUCUUGCAGCCGGCCCUAGAGCCCAGGGUUUUGCUGUGGUGCUUCCUGUCUGCCUUGGCACGUAACUCCCCGGGACCCUCCCCCAAGAGCAGACACCAUCAGGCAAGAAUGGCUUUGGGAGAUGACUCAGCCCGACCCCAGGCCUGCCGCCGCCAGUUUUAAGACCCCUGUGGCUCUGUUUAAAGCAUACUUUCUUGCUGACCCCCUCGCUGGAGCAGCAGUCUUUGACGAGAAGCAACACACCAAGUAACCCUGGAGCUGUUGUAGGCCAGGCCUCGUGGUGUCUGUCUCGCACGUGCCCAGAGCUAUCCCAGCCUCCUGGCCUGUCCAGCCCUGCAUGUUGCAUCCUUGCCGCGUGUGUGUGCAGAGCCUGGCCAGUACCAAGUCGUUGCUCUUGUCCUGUCUUCUCUUUCAGAGUCUCCCUCCCCUUCUAGAAUGUCAACCAAAGAGUGCCCUCUCCCCUCUGCCUCUGCUUAGCUAGCCUCCCCAUCUCAUCACAAGGCAUGUCCAUGACCUUGGGUAAUCAUUUACAGUGCCACACAGAACCCUGUAUUUUGCACACGGCAAACAAUGUCUAGCUUUAUUUAUGGUAUUUGAUGCUGUAAAUGAAAAAUAAAUAUGGUUCUUUAUAAAGCUCA